This is a messenger RNA of Protomyces lactucae-debilis, 1520 nucleotides long. RefSeq lists its product as uncharacterized. NCBI's taxonomy places the organism in Eukaryota, Fungi, Ascomycota, Taphrinomycetes, Taphrinales, Protomycetaceae. The record is from RefSeq and is a predicted model, not a curated record. Bases 405 to 1337 code for a protein of 310 amino acids. The transcript is spliced from 3 exons.
ACUUGAAUUCCUAACAUGCUCAUCCAACACGUCAAAGUUAUGUAGAUCAAAAUGUGCUUUGCCUGGCUCGCGAGUCGCGAGUCUUUCUAUUCCUCACACUUUUCCGCCCAACAAAUCUCAAGCUACUGAAGGAUUUUGCUCAUCUCGUUUUCGGGCAAGGAUUUGGGUCAUGCACUUGCAUGCAAAAGCCAGUCGUGCUUGUCGGUCAAUUGCGGGCCGCAAACCAUGCCAAGCUAAUCCAUGCGCACCAAUAGUAUGCAUAUGUGCAUGUAACCCCUGAAUUCUCAACAAACAAGACUGCUCCCGCCCAAGCUUGGAAAUUAGUCUUGGCAAGCACAUGUUGUGCAGCUAAGUCCCAGUACUUAAGGGCCUGCUCGCCCAUCGCAGAAACACACUGACUCAUCAUGUUUUGGCACCAGAGUCUCGUUCUUCUCACUUUGGCAGCAGUCAAGACAUCUGCAGUGGGCAAGCGUGGUCAUCGACACGCGCACCAUUCUCCUGCCGCCACUCACGCUUCCGCAGGUAUUUGGGCUCUGCCUGCAGGAGCAACAGACCAUGAUGCCCUUUACUGUGGUGGGUAUGGAAUGGAAGAGACUAUCGAGCGCAAGCAAAUUCUGGAAGCAACGUCUGUGGGCUGGGAAGUUUUUAAUGCGGACGGAAAGGGGCCAGCGACGCCGGACGUGGCACUGCAAGGGGUGUGCAUCAAUGAAAAGGGAGGGCAAUGGGCAGUGCUGGAGUUGAACAUUACCCUGCAUGGUGCACGUGACUUCCGCGGCAUCUUGACUAACUACGGUUGGAAAGGGGACAAUGGCAAAACCUACAAACUCUGCCACCACUCGUUCCAGCCAUGGUCGCUCGAAGAAAACGGUUUCCAUGUCGAAAUCCUUAAGUGCAUGAAUCGCAAGCCUGAGAACUGGCCCGCCUUUGUCAGAGACGUCUGGCCGCAACGAAAUGGCGACUUCAAGUUCAGGUCGAUCGAUUGCCCAAGGAACGACCUCUCAGGGAAAAGAAUCGCCUUUUCUCCCAAACAAGUCCAAGACUUUUGGAUUGACGGAUUCAAUCAGGAACCUGUCUGGACAAUGGUCGAUAAGACAACUACAAAAGAUAUGCUAGAAUACCAAGGACUCUGCAAGGGCAAGAUCGGAACUGGCUAUGUGCUUAAGACCAUCCAACGUAUCCCGGAUGAUUCGAAAGCAAAACCGUACAGUGUUUGGUUUUAUGCUCUGCAUGAAAUGAACAGUCAACCAAGAAACUUUCCGGGGAUCCUCUGCACGGCUUUCGCCUUUCCCAUUGGGCAAUUGCCCACGAAGCCUGAAUCGUGCAAGGUUAUAUCCUAAUUAAGUCACCUUGAAGAACCCAAGCAUUCUUCGAGGGUCUUGCAAUUGCUGGCACAAGAGCAAGGCGCAUUCUUACUUUCAAGCUUGACAACAUCCAAGUCAUCAAAUCAUAUUACAUUACAACCUUUCGCCCCAAGUUCUCGUCACUUCACGAUCUUCAUAGACCUAACAUUCGAUAUUUCC